Bactrocera dorsalis (oriental fruit fly) is the source of this 1814-nucleotide messenger RNA. Its product is annotated as acidic phospholipase A2 PA4. The transcript is spliced from 5 exons. NCBI's taxonomy places the organism in Eukaryota, Metazoa, Arthropoda, Insecta, Diptera, Tephritidae. The record is from RefSeq and is a predicted model, not a curated record. Bases 525 to 1619 code for a protein of 364 amino acids. Gene Ontology annotation, biological process: arachidonate secretion; phospholipid metabolic process.
GCGCGUUAUGGCUCAGUUGCGUGUGGACGCAGCACGGAUGUGGACAAGAAUUCCAACGUUCGGCGCUUAAAUGCCGUAAAGUGCGCGUUUUUCAGCUUAGUGCGCUUGCAAUUUGUGUAUGUGUAUGUGUAUGUGUGUGUUCGUAAGUACUCUUCGAGCAGCAAUCCUUAAAGAAACGCGCUAUUUUAUCAGCUAAAUUGUGGCUUGGUGCUUCAAAGUGAACACACAAAUAAUAUAAACAAAUUAUAAUUAAAUGUAGCGCUAAUAAAACGGUUAGAUAAUAGCGGCACGUUUCCUCUGUAUAUUAAUAAAAUCAAGAGCAUAUACGACAAUUGCAGUGCUGUAAGCAAAUCUACGGAAAUAAGUAGCACAUAUCCUCGUUUGAUUACAGAAAAAAUCGCAUGCGAUAAAUAUAUAUGUAUAUAUGGUAUAAAGCUAUAAACCGACAAGUAUAAGUAAAGUCGCUACUACCCUUCAAAACCAGUAAAAUUAUCAAACGGCGUCAUCACAAGCGCGUCAGCAGCAUGUCAAAGAAGCUCUUCAUUCUCGUUCUAACGGUUGCGCUGGUGGCGACAAUAUUUGUUAAUAGUGUUAGGAGCUCCGCAGUGUUGAUCUCUGAUAACGCCAUGUCGGUUAUGGUAGAGCUUUCCUCGCGGCAUCCAUUCUGCAAAAUGCAUACUGAUCGUGGUGAUAUCCAACGUAUGCUGCUGCAAUCGGAUCCCAGACGCAUACGACAGGUACCGCGCGAAUCGGUUAUGGAGCUGGAGGAGGUUUGUUUAAAAUCCGGCUCAUAUGGGCGUGAGUUUCGUGGAGGCUUGGGUUUUAUCUAUCCCGGCACGAAAUGGUGUGGACCAGGCACCACCGCUGACGAUUAUAAUGACUUGGGUCCGCAUGUCGCCGAAGAUCGCUGCUGUCGCGAACACGAUCACUGUCCGAAUGUAUUGAAUGUGGGCGAGUGCCGACGCGGCCUCUGCAAUACCGGCACUUUCACGCGUUCGCAUUGCGACUGUGAUGCACGUUUGCGCAAAUGUUUACAAUCGCUCAAUACAGAAACGGCUAACACGCUCGGCGCGAUAUUCUACAACGUGGUACAGGUGACUUGCUUCCAAGAGCGCAGUCCAUGCUCGGCGCACCAAAGGUUUGAAGAUUUCUUUUAUCGUACAAAUCGCUGUGAUAUUACAUUCCGUCAGGCGGAUCUCUAUGUGCCGCCCAAUGCGGGCAAUGUUAUAGAGAAAAUUCUAUCACACCCCUACGGCUUGCCGCCAAAGCCUUACUCUUAUCCGGGACCCACUCACGGUAAUGAAUACUACGGUCGCGCGCUGCGCCCUGACAGCGUUCCGGCUGUAAGACAAAAUUUCAAUACGCUCACCAAGCGCUUGGGCGUAAAAGUCGCUUCGGUGGGUUUGGCCGCAGUGAAUAUUUUGCGCGAGAUCGUGCAGCGGCCGAGUGUACUGUGGGACACUUUCAAUUCCCGCGUUAGCUCCGAACUGCCCCCAGGCAAUGGUAAUGGCCGCUCAGCAGAGGAGCGGGGUUAUUACUAUGAUCGUCCAAAUCCAGGUUCCAAUUAUUUUUACAAUCAAAGAAAUAAUGUAUCGCCGAAUAAUUUUUGGAAUUAUUGAAGAGACACUGAAAGACUGACUUAAGUUGCGCAAUUAACAUUUACUUUAUUUAUUUGCAGAAGUUUAUGAGUUCUUCAUUAAGCAGCUUUUGUAAAUAUUCAUAAUUUCUAAUUAUAUACAUAUUUUUAGUUUAAGACUUCUACUUUUAGUUUCAAAAGAAAGCAGUAUUAAAGAUUUUAUGUUAACUUUAUAUAA